AUGUCUAUAAAUUUAGUAGAUCCUGAGUUGGAUUUAAUUGAUCCUAUACCUGAUAUUUAUGAACAUUUUAAUCGCUAUAAUAAUCUUAUAUUUAAUAACAAAUUAGGAGGAUGUGAAGUUAAAUGGAGUAAAAGAAUGACUCUUUGUGCUGGAAAUUGCCGUUAUAUACCACGAAGUGGAGAAUGUAUUAUAUCUCUUAGUGAACCAUUGUUAAAAUUAAGGCCGCGCUGUGACUUUGUUAAUACACUUCUUCAUGAAAUGAUUCAUGCAUAUUUAUUUGUAACAAAAAAUAAUCGUGAUCGUGAUGGCCAUGGACCAGAAUUUCAAUCAUGGAUGAAUAAAAUUAAUAAAAUUUGUGGUACUUCAGUUACAAUUUAUCAUACAUUUAAUGCAGAGGUACGCCAUUAUAAGACACAUGUAUGGAGAUGUAAUGGUCCUUGUUCUAGAAGACCACCAUUUUGGGGAUAUAUUAGGAGAUCAAUGAAUAGAGCUCCUUCUAAAAAUGAUUAUUGGUGGUCACAACAUGAAGCAACUUGUGGUGGGAAAUUUAUAAAAAUUAAAGAACCAGAUAAUUAUAGAAAAAAUGUAGUUUCAAAAACUAAUUCAUGUCAAAAUAAUGUACCAAAAAAAAUGACUAUUGUUAAUGGAAUUCUUGUUUCUGCAAAAGAAUCACCAAAAAAAUUAUCUCCAUCAAAUAAAGGUGAUGUGACUAAUGUUGGUGAUAUUAAACCAAUCUUGAAAUAUACAGGUAAUAUUAUAAGACCAAAUAAUGGAAUAAACAGGCAAAAUAAAAAUGGAAGUAGGACUAUAACUCCAAAAAGUAUACCAAGUUCUUCUAAUAGAAUAAUUAAACAAAGAAAUGUUACUAAUUCUAAGGAAUCGCAAAAAAUAAUAAAACCCAAUAAAUCAUCCGAUAAGAUAAUAUUACCAAAAAAUCAAAAUUCUCUUGAUAGUUUUGUUAUACGAACUCCUAAGAAGUGGGAUAUUUCUAGACAGGAAAAUAUAAAAUCUCCUAAAAAAUGUUGUGAAGAUAUUAUUUAUCUUGGUACCUUACCAAAAGGUAAGAAACUUGGUACUGCUCCAUCUAAAUCUCCAUCUUUUUUGAAAAAACUUCAUCAGGAGAGACUUGAACGGAUGAAGAAAUUUUGA
Molecule: messenger RNA, 1149 nt
Organism: Strongyloides ratti
Lineage: Eukaryota; Metazoa; Nematoda; Chromadorea; Rhabditida; Strongyloididae
Product: Domain of unknown function SprT-like domain-containing protein
Exons: 2
Coding region: 1-1149 (382 amino acids)
Biological process (GO): DNA damage response
Cellular component (GO): nucleus
Molecular function (GO): metalloendopeptidase activity; polyubiquitin modification-dependent protein binding; single-stranded DNA binding
Source: RefSeq, a predicted model, not a curated record